Molecule: messenger RNA, 849 nt
Organism: Auxenochlorella protothecoides
Lineage: Eukaryota; Viridiplantae; Chlorophyta; Trebouxiophyceae; Chlorellales; Chlorellaceae
Exons: 5
Coding region: 1-849 (282 amino acids)
Source: RefSeq, a predicted model, not a curated record
AUGUCGCGGGCCCAGUUGCUCCAGCGGUCCUGGAGCGAGGCUGCAGCAGCGUACCAGGAGCACAUGGUGCCCCGCUUCGUGCCAUGGACACUUGCCACUCUGGAUGCCUUUGGGUCGACCCGCAUUCCGGAAGGCUUGGUCGUGGUGCCGGCUUGCGGACCAGGUCAAGAGCUGCCUCUGCUUGCAGACCUGCUGCCCAACCAUGACAUCCUCGGCGUCGAUCUUGCUGAAGGCAUGGUUGCCAUUGCAAGGCGAGUCAUCCAGCAUCAAAACCUCAGGCGGGUCACUGCCAUGGCAGGGGAUGCCAAGUCGCUGACACAACUCUCCGGCUCCCGUCCCAUCACCGGCAUAUACUCCUGCUUCGGUCUGCAGAUCAUCCCAGGACCUGCAGAGACCCUCAGGUCCUGGGCUGCCAGCCUGGCACCAGGCGGCACCCUGGCAGUCACCUACUGGCCCGAAAUCGCGGAGCAGGAGGGACCGUGGCGCACACUCAUCUCCCUGACACCACCCGCCGACAGGCCGGCUGACUGGGAGGUCGGCAUCCCCGGUGAAGCCCUGAAAGAGCCCGGAGUGGAGCUCGUAGCCGACAAGGGACUGGACUUUAGCAUGGAGUGGCCCAGUGCAGGGGCCUUCUUUGAUAUCCUGAGCACGGCAGGCCCCUGGAGGGCUCUGGCCAUUCUUCGUGGUCCCGCCUUCAUGGAGGAGCUGCGCAGGAAAUUUCUGGCCACAUGUCCGGAAGCAGAUGCCGAGCCGCUGGUCCACACCCUCACUGCGAGGAUGAUUGUCUUGAGAAAGGCUGGUCAAAUCCUGUCAGCCUGGCUGAUCCGGGACUCCAUCUUUGAGUCCUGA